This is a messenger RNA of Chlamydomonas reinhardtii, 3484 nucleotides long. RefSeq lists its product as uncharacterized. The record is from RefSeq and is a predicted model, not a curated record. Lineage: Eukaryota; Viridiplantae; Chlorophyta; Chlorophyceae; Chlamydomonadales; Chlamydomonadaceae. The transcript is spliced from 4 exons. Bases 476 to 2401 code for a protein of 641 amino acids.
GUUAUGCACAAACACCAACUAGCACGCAAAAAACCCUUUGAGGCAAACGCAGGCGCCAAUCAGACGCCAACCAGACAUGGAUUUUCUUAUGCCCUUUAAACCUCUCUAAGUUUGCCGCGACAGGCUGCGCCCCAUGCUUAUAGCCAUCAGUCAAAUCAAACACCAGAUGCCAGCCUUGCCCCGCGACAGUUCUCAAGUUCAAUCAUUCAAACCAAGGCGCACACUUCAGACAAAUUUUUUGUAUGUAGAACUUUCCUAAGGGCAUGUUACCCUAUUUAAUCAUCCUUUGGGCCCAGAGACGGCCGGCGCUGCCAAAGCACAAUCCAUCAGAGCCGCUAUCACAGAAUCGCAGCUGUUGCAAGUGAUGUGCUAAUACAGAUAUCAUGUACUAGAUGGAGCUUUUGGUGGAAAGAAAGGAGCAUGUUAGCCCUUUGCACCCCUCCGGUCGCGACUUGGACUCGGUCAGAAGGUCAACAUGAGAUGCGCUUUCUCCUCGUCCUCAGCCCGCCCACAAGGCUGGCAUGCGCGGCAGGCAUGCCAGCGGGUGCUUCCGGUGGUGCCCAGCAUAAUUCAAGCUGCCAAACUGUCGCGCUCCGUGCGGACGGAGCACCGCCACCAACUGCAUUCUGAUGGCGCUUCCACGCAACAUGCCGCUCCGCGCGUUGCCAAGGUCUCGGAGCUCGCCACUGCGGCCCAACACCCCAGCCAGGGGAGCAAGCCCGUCACGCCGAGCUCGCCCUCACCUCUGGCCUCGUACGAAGAGGUCGCCGCUGCCGGCGUCUCUGCAUUCCAGCGCCUGCUGUACGUUAUCAUGGGCGGCGCGCUUAUGGCCAUGGCAUUCAGCUCAUCCGCAUUCAACGCGGUGAAGGAGUCCAUGGGCGGCGCCGUCGCGGUGAAGGCGCCUGAGACGGAGCGGGUGCAGCAGCCCGCCACCGCUACGCCGCCGCACCCCAGUGCUGUCGCCCCCGCCGUCUCCGCGGGCGCCGAGACCGCCGCCGGGCGCACCUCUGACACAACAAUCACCCCCACCACCACCUCGACCGGGGCCAGCACCGAGGCCAGCACCACCCCCCUCAUCCCCAAGGUCAUCCCCAAGGUCGACCGCAAGGUCGCCGUGAAGGGCCUCACGCCCUACGACCCCGCCGCCGCCAGCGCCUUCCUGGCCGGCACCGCCGUGGCGGGCAAGGUCGUGGUGCCCCACAGCUUGGGCCAGCUCCUGCAGAUCGCAAACACCUGCGUCGCCAACGGCCAGCUCUUCGCGCUCUGCAUCCUGUCCGAGCGGGCCUGCAGGGCACAGCAGCCCGACAUCGACCAGGCGGUGUCGGACCUGGCGGCACAGGGCGUGACGGUCAUCGCGGUGGUUGCCGGCGCCGACUUCGCGCAGCGCGCCAAGCUGGCCGGCGAGUACUGCUGCUGGGAGCUGCCCGCCCUGGGCGAGGCGCUGGCCAUGCAGGCAGACUUCGGCAUGGACGUGGCCGUGGCGUCGCUGCUGCCCGGCGCCUUCGCCCGCAAGGACUUCGUGCCGCUGCGCCUGCCGUGCUUUGCGUUUGGCGGCCCGCACCGGCAGGCGGACGUGGCGUGGGAGGCGCACUCCCCCGUCACGUACGUGAGCACUGCCGACGUCGACACCGAGACCUGGGCGCUGGCCGCGGCGAUGCGCGUGCUGCCGCUGUCCGCGCCGGCGACCCUUCAUGGCGUGGCGUGGGCGCGCCGCCAGCAGCUGCACCAGCUGUCCUGCCUCAAGGCCAAGCUGCAGCUGAGUAGUGCUGGACCCGCCGCCGCCGCCCGCGCCGCUGUGGCCGUCCUCGAGGCCGAGGCUGCAGCCACCACGGGCUCCCCCUUCGCCUCCUCCGCCUCCUCCACCUCCUUCGCCUCCUCCGCCUCCACCGCCGCCGCCAGCACUGAGCAGCUGCCGCCUGCCUACCUGCCGGCCAGCCUGUCGCACCUGGUUCCCACGUCGGUGGUUGACUUCCGCCGCCGCAACGCCCGCGCCACCGCCGCCGGCAAGCUCCUGGCCGUCAUUCGUGUGUCGGAGGACGCGUGGCAGAAGCAUGACGCCAGCAUCCGCGCCGCUCUGGGCGCUGCCUCUGCCGGCUCCGUCUGGGCUGAGCCCGUGCUCCUGCCCCUGAGCCUCGGCGACAGCUGCGGCAUUGCUUCACCGGUCGGCAGUCGCUCGCUGGUGCCGGCGGCUCUGCCCGCGCUGUACGUUGGCGGCGGAGGGUACCUGGCUGAGCAUUGGUCGGCUGAGGCGGACCUGCUGAGCGGUCAGGCGCCGGCGGUUGGCCCAACCGACAUGCAGGAGGCGAUCGGCCUGCACGCCAUGCGCCAGCGCGCUUGGCUGCGGCGGCGUGAGGUGCCCCGAGUAGAAGUGGUGGUGCCGGGCGCGGCGUCUGAGCGCUGAGCCGCAGAGCCGGGCCACGCGAUGCCAUGCGAGUGGCUUGAUGGCUUGUGUGUGCCACAUGUGCGCAGUGAUUGCAGUGAUCAAUUUUCAAAGCGGAGGAUGUACGUAGCUGUCAGCAAGCAGGAGUGUACCGUAUAAUGGCCUUCCGCUACGUUUUAUUUUAGCAGCGCUUCGCAAUGACGGAAGCCGCACCAGCUUAUCCUUGGACCUUUGACUGUUUUGGAGGAGGCAACCAUGCUCCCACCACCCGUGUGAUUGUGUUUCGCGAACCCGUUCACUUCACAGCUUGUGACACUGCCGGUGUGGUGACUGAUAACUGUCUUCGCCAAACUGGUGUUAUAGUUAAUGCCCUGGAUAGCCCGGCAUAAUUAUGGCCAUUUACUAGCUCUCCUGUACUGUGAUACGGUAUUGGAGAACGGGCGUAGUGUGUGCGUGAUGGCAGCACCCUGUCCCAAGCGUUUCUGAAGCAGAGCGAGGAGAGAGACGACGCCUUCUGUUCCUACUGUGACUAACGGUGACUGUUCCGUGCGUAUGUAUGCUUGGCUCGGAUGGCGCGUGCCACUGUUACUGAAGGCCUUGGCGCACUGAUAAAGUACGGAUCGUAUGCCAAUCCCAUCGUGUAGAGACAACGCCUUGGCAAAUGCCAUUGGUGCCCCACCGUGAGGCCAAGGGCGCCCCGGCAUAUAGGGCUGCAAUAAGGCGAUUCAGGACCGAAGGCAGGUCUCAAUUCAUUCUAUAGUGUUUGCUGAUUUGUAUGUUAAAGGCUGAGAUGUACCGUAGCUUUGGUUGUGGUGCCGGGCAACGGUGCCCAUGAGGUGCCUAUGUGCCUGAGAAAGGCGCUGGCAUGCUUAUGUCAGCGCCAGCGACAAAGAGUUUGUUGUGUACCGCGCGUCAAUCUUUUUUGAGUCCGGGUUUGGGGUUUGCGGACAAGGUUGGCACGGAAAGGGAUGACGGGUUUCCCCUGCUGUUUGGGUUGGUGCCAAUAGGCGGAGCAAAUGAAGAGUCCCCCACGCGUGUGUGGGGUCAAGUAUUCGGCCACGAGACACCGAAGUGCAAUGGCCUGAUGUGUAAUACAGCGAUCAU